Messenger RNA from Salpingoeca rosetta, 989 nucleotides. RefSeq lists its product as uncharacterized. The transcript has 5 exons. Lineage: Eukaryota; Choanoflagellata; Craspedida; Salpingoecidae. Gene Ontology annotation, cellular component: cytoplasm. The record is from RefSeq and is a predicted model, not a curated record. The coding region runs from base 16 to 768 and encodes 250 amino acids.
CAGGACCAGACGACGAUGAUGGCAGACCACCGUGACCACGAAGCAGCGCCCUCCGCGACAGCGACAGCAGCCGACCUUUCGAACAGCAGUGCUGGCAAGGAGGAAGGCGGACACAAAGAACACAGCGGCCAAAGUCAGAAGAGUGGUGGUAGCAGUGGUAGCGGUGGUGAUGACGGUGAUGCGAAGACCAUCGCCGCACAAGAGGCUGCAGACGACAAGGACUUGUACGCGUUGCUGAACUGCUCCCAACACGCCUCGCCAGAGCAAAUCAAGACAGAGUUCAUGCUGCUGGCGAAGAAGCACCAUCCAGACAGACAAGUGCCCGCCACCCUUGAAACGACGCAAGGAGCGGAAACCUCCAAUCCAAAUGUCGCUCGGCCACCGCCUGCCUCGGAAUCAAAAGCAGUUCAUGACACGACCGAGCGGGGCACACACGUACCUAUAUCCUUCACACGCCUAUCGCGGGCGUAUUGCAUUCUCUCCGACCCAUCCCUUCGCAAGCAAUAUGACGACUGGCGUGCCGCUGGGUUGAACAUCUCCUUCACACAAUGGCAGUCUGCACAAAUGUCAUCGCGACUGCACUUUGCCAUGUCCACCAAGAAGCCCUUGCAGUUGGAAGAGAAGCAGGACCAAGGGAAACAUGGCGAUGAACCGAGCACAAAGCGGCCCCACACAACUGUGGCUGCCCCAUCCGCCUCCGCCACACUGCAGGCCUUUCGUCAAGGGCAGUCGCCCGACGCUGCCUUGCGCAACUUUCGUGGAUGGUAGAAGUGGAGCCAUGGCAAGGUGGACGACAGGACGACGCAUGCAAGUGGGUGUUUGUGUUUAUUGUGAUGCUGCUUGCGCUCGUUAUCCUGCCUCGUCCCUUCACCGCACGUAUCAUGUGUUUGGUUGAGCGGUUGUCAACGCAAGUCAUGUAUUGAUGCCAUUCAUGUGAUGUUGGAACGUAACGGAGGGGGACCGGAGUUAUUGUAAACGAACAGCCACCA